Messenger RNA from Dictyostelium purpureum, 1170 nucleotides. RefSeq lists its product as uncharacterized. The record is from RefSeq and is a predicted model, not a curated record. The transcript is spliced from 3 exons. Gene Ontology annotation, biological process: biosynthetic process. Gene Ontology annotation, molecular function: strictosidine synthase activity. The coding region runs from base 1 to 1170 and encodes 389 amino acids. Lineage: Eukaryota; Evosea; Eumycetozoa; Dictyosteliales; Dictyosteliaceae.
AUGAAAUAUUUUAAUAUAUGUAUUGUUUUAACCUCAAUUUUAUUAAUAUAUAUAUCAAUAUUAAAGCCAUAUUCAAUCUUUAGUAAUUCGUAUCAAAUAGAUCUCGAAUUUCAAGAUGCAGAAAUUAAACCAUUUGAUCAUGCUUUAUAUAAUGACGAAUCGUAUCACUUGGAAAAAGGAAAGUUUGUUUCAUUAGGUGAAAUCGAAGGUCCAGAAACUAUGGAGUUUUCAAAAUCUGGGGAUAGAUUAUACUUUGCUCUAAAGAAUGGCGAAAUCCGUUAUUUAGAAACACCAUUAAAUAUUAUAACAAAGGAACAGUUGCUAAGCAAACAAGAGAAGUUCAUGUCCAAGACCAAAUACUUAUGCACAGCUGGUAGACCAUUGGGUGUUACAGUAGAUAAUGAAGAUAAUGUUAUUAUUGCCGAUGCUUUGAAAGGUUUAUUAAAAUAUGAUAUCAAAACUAAAGAUUUACUCAUUUUAACCUCAUCUGCCAACGGAAAAAAACUAACUUUUGUAAAUGAUGUUGUUGUUGCUAAAAACGAUAUGAUUUAUUUCAGUAACUCAAACCCAAUUGCUCCAUUCUUAGAUAAAAAUGGUGACUAUAAUACACAUGUUCCUUCUUUCUAUGCAAUUAUGGGAAUGAUAAGAGGUGGUCAACUUUUAUCCUAUAAUCCAAAAACUAAAGAAACCAAAGUUUUAAUGGAUGGAAUUGCAUAUGCCAAUGGUGUCACUCUUGAUCCAAAACAAGAAAGUGUUUUUGUUGCUGAAUGUGCAGGCUCUAAACUUUAUAGAUACUGGAUUAGUGGUGAAAAAGCCGGCAAAAGUGAAGUUUUUAUUGACAACUUACCAGGUUUCCCAGAUGGUAUAAAUCAAUCAAACGGUAGAUUGUACAUCUCUAUUUUUAGUAAUAGAACACCAUUUGGAGAUUUGGUAACACCAUUCAAGUUUAUAAAGAAAUUAUUAAUUAGACUCCCAUUUUUCUCACUUCCAAUUGCUAAACCAUCAAUGGUUGUAGUUGAUCCAAACAAUGGCAAAGUAGUUGACUACUAUCAAGCAGCCCCAAAUUCUGUUCAGCAAUCAGUAACUAGCUCCAUUGAAAAAGACGGUCAAAUUUAUUUAGGCAAUCUCCUCAGUAACUAUUUUGUUAUUAUUGAAGACAAAAAGAAAUAA